AUUAAAAGCAGAACAAGUACAAAUCUUCCUUCGACUGCGCAUGCGCGACGAGGGGUAACUCACUAUCAUCCGCUACUUCCCUGAAAAUAUCGCUUUCACUCGCACUGCGUGCCACCCGUGGGGGAGAGGUGAGGCGAGGGGGCUCUGGAGGCAUAGGCUGCUGUGUCUGACCCCACGUAUCAUCUAUCCAAAUCAAAAGCAUUUCAGCUCUCUAUGCUCAAACGCUCACUCUUAAUAUAUUAAGGUUCAGUAAAAGAAACAUAUGUAUAGGAAGCAUCGUUCCUGGUCCUCAGUCCUAGCCCUAUCGUCGUUGUGCUGUGCAAUGUGGUGCGUCUUAGCGUAGGUCUAAUUUUAAGUGAAGUUCUCAGGCGCAAUGUUGCGUUUGUUUCUAAGACAACCGUUCACAGGUAAUGUGGCCUCAACAUCAAGCUCUCUUCUUCCCAUCCCGAUUUCAAUCCUAUCGAAUUCGUUUGGGGCUACAUUGAGAAUCGUGUUGCAAAACAAAGCAUCGGUACCCCUCUGCGAGUUAAGGAAAAGGUAUGCUUAUAUCAAUGGAAGAAGCGAAAUGUAUGAAAACAGACACGGUCACGGACGAAGAAUGACAUUGAUGACAAAUGGCUCCGCCUUGCUGGGUAGCGCGACGAAUCGAGCGCGCCUGCGUAGGUUAACUCGGAAUAGGAGGGAUAAUAAUAAUAAGAUGAAGAAGAGAACAAUAAGAGUAAUAAGAGAAAGGAAAAAGAAGAGAAAGAGUAAGAAAUUAAAGAGGAAGAAGAAGGAAAUGAAUAAGAAGAGGGAAAGAGUAAGAGGAAGAAGAAGUGGCAAAACAGAAAGAAGUGGGAAAAGAGAAAGAAGUGGGAAAAGAGAAAGAAGUGGGAAAAGAGAAAGAAGUGGGAAAAGAGAAAGAAGUGCGAAAAGUGAAAGAAAAUUUGGAAAAAGAGAAAGAAUUGGGGGAAAGAGAAAGAAGUGCGAAAAGAGAAAGAAGUGGGAAGAGAGAAAGAAAGAAAGAAGUGGGAAAACAGAGAAAGAAGUGGGGAAAAAGAGAAAGAAGGAGCGGCAAAGGAAAAACUAG
Molecule: messenger RNA, 1069 nt
Organism: Gryllus bimaculatus (two-spotted cricket)
Lineage: Eukaryota; Metazoa; Arthropoda; Insecta; Orthoptera; Gryllidae
Source: the annotation of a GenBank genome assembly